AUGCCAGGCGCCAACCAAGCCCCCGAGCACAUUGCCGCUCAGGAGAACAAGAAGCCGCACGAGGACCCCAAUGCAGAGAAGACUGAUAGCGGUGACUUUGUCAUCCUGAGCGACAAGAAAGAAGGCUCGGCAGGUACCAAUCAGAAGUCUGGCGAGCAGAGUGCUAGUCACGCUGGAGAAGGCAAGCAAGCAGAACCAGCAGAGGAGAGUGGAGUGCCCUCACAAAAGUAA
Molecule: messenger RNA, 231 nt
Organism: Fulvia fulva
Lineage: Eukaryota; Fungi; Ascomycota; Dothideomycetes; Mycosphaerellales; Mycosphaerellaceae
Exons: 3
Coding region: 1-231 (76 amino acids)
Source: RefSeq, a predicted model, not a curated record